Messenger RNA from Selaginella moellendorffii, 956 nucleotides. RefSeq lists its product as uncharacterized. The transcript has 11 exons. The record is from RefSeq and is a predicted model, not a curated record. Bases 74 to 904 code for a protein of 276 amino acids. NCBI's taxonomy places the organism in Eukaryota, Viridiplantae, Streptophyta, Lycopodiopsida, Selaginellales, Selaginellaceae. Gene Ontology annotation, molecular function: aminoacyl-tRNA deacylase activity.
UAAAGUUUGCAAGAAAUCCAGGAAGAACUACUCCAAGACUCUUGAGAAUAUUCUUCCAAAAGCCCUAUUGUCCAUGGCGCUUUUGGAGCUCCUCAAGGGGCGAGGGAUUUCUUUGGAGGAGAUCUCUCGAGCGAGCGGUGACAAGGCAGCGAACAAUGACUCGGGCACGAAAAAUCUCCUUGUCAAAGACAAGAAGAGUAGAAUGUUUCUCAUCUCUUGCAAGCAGUCGACAAACUUGGACCUCAAAGCACUGAGCAUUCGUCUUGGCGUUGGGAAGGGCGGAGUUCGAUUUGCUCCAGAGGAAAAUGUUGUGGAGUUACUGGGAGUUCCUCCAGCGCUUGUUUCGCCAUUUGUUCUCACCACUGACUCGCAAAGCUCUAUAGUUCUACUGCUGGAUGAAAAGUUCGAGACCUCAUCACGACUCAUCUUUCCUGUCUCUGAUGAACUAAGCAUCGCCGUGACUCGGGCUUCGCUGGAACAGUUCCUAGAAUCGAUCGGCAAAACUCCCAUCUACGUUGAUCUGGAGGCUGCUCUUCAAGCUGGAAAAGACCAAGCAGAUCUUUCCGUCUAUGUUCCAAGUAAAAAGGAGUCAUCAACGGAAGGGAUGCCAAAUGGAACUGGCAGCGAAUUGAGAAAACCGUCCAGCGAAUCACAAUCAAAAGAAAAGCCUGCUGCGAUUGUAAGAGGCGACGAGUCCAGGAGAACAGACUUUGCGAGUACAGAGGCUCUAUCAUCGCUAAUCUUGAGCACAAUCGCGUCUAAAGCUCUGGAGAAAUCGGACAAGGAGACUUGGGAGGCGAUCGAAAAGAGAGUAAAACCGGAGCUGGAAAAUCUCUUGGUUAUGUUCAAGAACACGGCGUUCACAGAAGGCUUUCUAGCUGCGCGAAGCGCGCGUUUGAUAUAAGCUGUGGUUUUGUUUAAAAUGCCAUUGAAUUAAACUCCGUGUUAAACCUUUA